AUGGCUCUUUCAUCGGUCCUUAGUGACGCGUUGUCCGUUAUCGCCGAGCCGAGCUCUGACGACCCCAUCCUCCAAUGCGACAACCCUCACCUUCAAGGGCUUCUCUUCAACGACACCGAUAAAGCACUUGAGCUUGCUAACUCAAAAUUACACUCCUUUCCAUUUAAGGAUGUGCACGCCUGCUGGCAUCGUCUCUACACGGACGCGUCUAUCGUCAAGGCCUGCGUCAUCAUCAUCACGAAAUGCGGCCUGAUCUCAAAAGCCAGAUUUGAAACCCAGCAGCUAGUUGUCCCGGAACUUAUUCAAGACAUAAACAAUGCAGCGACUGAGCCGAAGCUCUCUCCCGACGCGCCAUGGCUAUCAGACGUCGUGGCAAUCCUUGAUAACGUCUUGAUCAUGUCUGGAGCCCCCCUCCGCGAGAAGCUGGUCGAAUCCUUGUUAUCCACGCUGCAGGCAGCUACAGAACCACCAAAAUUUGAGUACGACGAGCCUGAUAGUCCGGAAUAUCCUACUGCGAAGCGGAGAAAAUUCUCGCCUCCUCUCUUCCCUCCAAAUGCGAUCCGUAACCCCCAUCUGGACCAUCCUAUCCCGCGUCUAUCGGCACCGUCAUUCGAUUCCAUUGAACACCACAUUCAAAACGUUCGCACCCCACUGGUGAUAGAAGAUGCAAUGGAGCACUGGCCAGCUGUUUCGACGCGUCCAUGGUCUUCGCGGAACUACUGGUGGGACCGCACGUUUGGGGGUCGUAGAUUGGUCCCCAUUGAGGUGGGAAGGUCGUAUACCGACGAGGACUGGGGACAGAAGAUUAUCCCGUUCAAAGAGUUUGUGGACAAGUACAUAUGGCAAGGGAAACUAGCCCCGACUGGGACGCCAGAAACCAAGCCCCAGGUCACCAACCUUGAUGGAGAGACAGCAUACAUGGCACAACAUGACCUACUUACUCAAAUACCCGUCCUGCGCAAUGAUAUCAGUGUACCUGAUUACUGCUAUAUCACUCCGCCGGGCCCAGAUCCAGGAACACCAGUGUAUGAGAAGAAACAGCGAGAGCGCGAGGCGAAAGUUCAAUCACAGGUCCCUGAAACCUCGCAUGACCCCCUGUCGGACGCAGCACCAAAUGGACAUGACAUGGCCGAAAACAAUUCAGAUGCAGGCUCGCUUAUGGGAAUCCCUAGCGACCCGAUUAUCAACACUUGGAUCGGACCAGCGUGGACGAUCUCCCCUCUCCACCACGACCCCCAUCACAAUAUCCUCGCGCAGGUCGUGGGGACCAAGUACGUACGGUUGUACUCGCCGCAUACGCCUGACUCUCAGAUCCACCCACGGGGACAAGAAUGGGUCACGUCUGUUGAUGAGACGGCAGACCCAGAUCCUGUAUCCGGGGCUCUGCCAACGACUCGCAGACAGGUUGACAUGUCCAACACUUCUAAGGUGGACCUGGCUGCUAUCGAGACUUCCCCUGCUGAGUAUGAGCAAUGGGAAGAGAUGUGGCCUGGGUUCAUGGACGCUGAUUAUGUGGAGACUGUUCUCAAGGAAGGCGAGUGUCUCUACAUUCCUGUUGGGUGGUGGCACUAUGUGCGUGGAUUAAGGGCUGGGAUCAGCGUGAAUUUCUGGUGGGGUUGA
Molecule: messenger RNA, 1620 nt
Organism: Penicillium egyptiacum
Lineage: Eukaryota; Fungi; Ascomycota; Eurotiomycetes; Eurotiales; Aspergillaceae
Source: the annotation of a GenBank genome assembly